Molecule: messenger RNA, 1077 nt
Organism: Metopolophium dirhodum (rose-grain aphid)
Lineage: Eukaryota; Metazoa; Arthropoda; Insecta; Hemiptera; Aphididae
Product: probable ribosome biogenesis protein RLP24
Exons: 4
Coding region: 485-1030 (181 amino acids)
Biological process (GO): ribosomal large subunit biogenesis
Cellular component (GO): nucleolus
Source: RefSeq, a predicted model, not a curated record
UGCAAAGUCUGGGGAAAAUUGGUGUUUUGGUGAUCAUGCCCACGGUGAUAUAGAUCAUGUUCAUAGAAAAUAUAUCUACCACCACUGUAACGCUCAACAAGUUGGAGAAAUGCUACGUCACAUACAUGCGUAUGAUACGCAGCGUAUCACGAUUCAGUAUUCACGAGUUGCUGACAUACCUAUUUGUCAUGACACAUUGUGGUCAUGUGACGACUGACGAGUGGUUAAUAAUUGGUUAGUGGUUAUCACUUAUCAGUUAUCACUCUUCAAGCAAUCAAGCUUCAUGCACAUGUCGAUGUCGACUGUCGGCAUUCACGCAUUAUAUUUUCAAUUUUGCACUAACAUUGAAGUAGGUAUUAAACAAUUAAUAAACAUUAAGUUCUCUAACUAAACUACCUUCUGUAGUUCUGUCCUGUGUAGUGUGUAAUUCAUAGAUUCACGUCGGACAUAUUAAUAAUUUAAAUCAACUUCAUAUAACGAUAUAAUGCGUAUUGACACUUGCUAUUUUUGUUCGUCCAAAAUAUACCCAGGACAUGGAAUGCAUUUCGUAAGAAAUGAUUGUAAAGUAUUUAAAUUUUGUCGCUCGAAAUGUCACAGAGCAUUCCAAAAGAAGAAGAACCCAAGGCGUGUACGAUGGACUAAAGCAUAUCGCAAGGCUGUUGGUAAAGAAUUAGCUGUUGAUCCAUCAUUUGAAAUUGAAAAAAGACGUAACAUACCUAUGAAAUAUGACAGAGAGUUUUGGCAAAUGUCGAUGGAAGCAAUUAAAAAAGUCACUGAAAUUCAAAAGAAGCGCCAAUCUACCUAUGUAAUGCAACGAUUACGUAAAGGACGUGAAGUUGAACAGCAUAGAGAUAUCAGAGAAGUCCAAAGAGAUAUGUCACUGAUUAGAUCACCUGCUGCAGGACUGAAACAACGUUUGUUAACUGAAGAAAAACUACUCGAAGAAGAACAAGAAAAUGAUGUAGAAAUGAUUAGUGCAGAAGACGAGAAUAAUAUUGAUCAUAGUAAACUAUCUUACAUAAAAAUUUAAAAUAUUUAUAACUGUUUAAUUGUAAUAUAAUAUGAAUCUUUAUAAUA